Molecule: messenger RNA, 444 nt
Organism: Suillus subaureus
Lineage: Eukaryota; Fungi; Basidiomycota; Agaricomycetes; Boletales; Suillaceae
Exons: 2
Coding region: 1-444 (147 amino acids)
Source: RefSeq, a predicted model, not a curated record
AUGCCCCCGAUUCAUCACCCUUCCCUGGCAACAACAUUGCCGACAUCUAUACACAUUUUGUCAAGAGCUCAGAAGCACAAGCGAUUCCCAAUCGAGUCCGGCGCAACGCUUGUAGCCGAUGACGACGACUUCAUCAACGACCUCGACAAUGUGUCAGAUUCCAAACAGUGGUUUGAUGACGAUUGCGAGGAUCGCAACCUACUCCAAGGAACGGACAUCGUCACCAUCGAAAACUCCGAUUAUCCCUCUCGACAGUCGCAACUGGUACUCGAACCGUUCAUUCUGGGGAUGACGGCUGCACACCCCGACCUUCCCCUCCAAGAUAGCUCAACGACAAUAAAAGUGCUGUUUCUCAGCAGUACUACCCCGUCCCAGUCUAUCACCCUACCGCCCAAGCCUCCAGAUACGAAGCUCAUCGUCAACCGGCGCCAACAGCAAGUAUGA